Messenger RNA from Aureobasidium pullulans EXF-150, 1698 nucleotides. RefSeq lists its product as uncharacterized. Bases 28 to 1698 code for a protein of 556 amino acids. Gene Ontology annotation, cellular component: nucleus. The transcript has a single exon. NCBI's taxonomy places the organism in Eukaryota, Fungi, Ascomycota, Dothideomycetes, Dothideales, Saccotheciaceae. Gene Ontology annotation, biological process: mRNA splicing, via spliceosome. The record is from RefSeq and is a predicted model, not a curated record.
CAACCAUCACGGUCGACAAAAUCGAAGAUGAACAACGAUCAAUUCAGGAAGCUACUCAACACACCGGCGAGACAAGAUGGCGCAAGCAGCACACCGCGGGCGAGUGCUGUACCGUCAUCACUCGGAUCCAAACGCUCCUCCUUCAUGCCCAUGACGCCGCGCUCAGUUCGAGGUGCCUCUGGAAACGACUUCGCUCGACAGGUAGCCGAACGCAAUGCUGCAGGUCAGACAGCGAAGAAAUUCAAAGGCUCUGCUGCACCCAAAGGAUCGCGACUGGGAUCAGGCUUCACCGACCGUACGCAAAACAGAUACGAUGACGAGGCCGACGAAAAGGCUGCCCGUAUUAAGGCUCUCGAGGAGCAAGUAAAGCUCGGUCAACUCGACAAUGCAACUUUCGAAGCUCUACGCGAUCAAAUCACUGGUGGUGAUGUCGGUGCUACACAUCUGGUCAAAGGUCUCGAUCGCAAACUUCUUGAGCGUGUCAGAAGAGGUGAAGAUGUUCUUGGAGGAGGCAAGCCCACAACCGAUGAGGACCUGGAAGAUGAAUUUGAAAAAUUCGAAGAGAAGGAAGUUGCUCGUGUUGAGCGAGAACGUGUCGUCAAGAAGGGAGAGAUGGCUCCUCCGCCACCAGUCGCCGGCGCAAAGCGAUCUAGAGAUCAGAUUUUGGCCGAGCUGAAGGCACAAAGAAAGGUUCAGGCCGAUGCUAGACUCGCUGCUAGACCAGAGCUAGGCGACAAGUUUCGAGCUGUUGGCUCUUCGCAAGCAAGUUCGCGUGUCGAAAUCGACUCGAAAGGGCGUGAAGUUCUUAUUACAACCGACGAGCAUGGAAACGUUAAGAAAAAGGUCAGAAAGGUGCAGGCGCCAGUCGAAGUUCCCGCUCAAGCUGCUCCAUCACACAAGUUCCUCGACGAGGGCGUCACGGUCCCAACACCCAAGACGGUCGAGAAGCCUGUGGAGGCAGUAAAGGAAGACUCAGACGACGAUAUCUUCGAUGGUGUUGGAGAUGCCUAUGAUCCUCUAGGCGGCAUUGGUGACGACGACGAGGACUCUUCCGACGACGAAGACGGAGAAGUCCCCGAAAAGUUAUCAAAGCCAAUCACCACAUCAGCACCACCAGCCUCCAAAUCACCGUCUCCAGAAACAGAAGCAACGCCAGCCACAGAAGCAACAAAAGCAAUGCCACCCCCUCCGCCACCAUCCCAACCCACAGCCCCACGCAACUACUUCGCCUCCACCACAACCACAACUUCCGAAACAGCAGAACCCUCCGCACCACAAAACCCCUUCAACGACGCCGCCUUCCUCGCCGCCAUCAAAAAAGCCGGCGCCCUCUCAAACAUCUCCCUCUCCCUCAAUGCCUCUUCAGACGACCCAUCCGCCCCCGAAUCCGCAGAAGCCAAAGAACUACGUCUUCAAAAGCGUGCUCAAAUGCUGGCAGCCAGUGAUCGCGAUAUGGAUGACAUGGACCUCGGUUUCGGAUCGUCAAGAUUUGGUGACGAAGAGGAAGGAGAGGAAGGGGGUAAGAGAGUUAAGCUUUCGACUUGGAAGGGAACGGGUGGGGAUGAUGAUGAUGAUGAAGAUGGCGGGGAUGGAGGAAACAAAGAGAAGAAGAAGAGGGGAAGGAAGAGAAGGGGUGAUAAGAACAAUGCUCAAGAUGUAUUGGGGGUCAUGGAGAGGAGGAAAGAGGCUGGAAAGUAG